This is a messenger RNA of Thermothielavioides terrestris NRRL 8126, 1062 nucleotides long. RefSeq lists its product as uncharacterized. Gene Ontology annotation, biological process: tRNA wobble uridine modification. The record is from RefSeq and is a predicted model, not a curated record. Gene Ontology annotation, molecular function: tRNA binding. The transcript has 4 exons. NCBI's taxonomy places the organism in Eukaryota, Fungi, Ascomycota, Sordariomycetes, Sordariales, Chaetomiaceae. Gene Ontology annotation, cellular component: elongator holoenzyme complex; nucleus; cytosol. Bases 1 to 1062 code for a protein of 353 amino acids.
AUGGCACCCAGUGCUCAGGCUCACAAACGGGCUCAUAGCCUGCUGCUCUUCGAGAAGCUGCUCAACCUCCGAGACGCGGCCAGUCCGCUCAAUAUCCUCCUUGACACUUUAGAGCAAGGCGCUCAGCCACUCACCAACGAGUUUAUGAGAAGAGCCAAAAUUGAACGCGCAAAGAUCGUUUACGUCUCCUUCGCCACAAUAAAAAAGCCCGCUGUCUCAGACGUCUUCAUCAAAGCCUGGGGCAAGUCUCUUAAGGCGCUCGCAGCAGAAAUCGCCGCGCACGUUGCGCCUCCACGAGGCGCCAGCAAAGACACCCUGGCCACACCUCAGAAAUCCCUAAUCAUAAUCGACACCCUCAACCCGCUGGCCAGCCAAACACCCCACCUGCUGCCCUCCUUCUUCACCUCCAUCCUGCCGCCCGGCACCUCCCUCGUGGCCGUCUACCACACCGACGUCCCCGCCCUGCCAGUGGCCCUGCCCGGCACCGGCCCCGACUCCCUCCGCGCAGCCACAGCCGCAGCCGCGGCAGCGGCGGAGUACCUGCCGGACGCGCUCACGCUGCUGGCGCACCUCGCCACGGCGGUCUUCCGCGUCUCGAGCCUGGGCCACGCCGUCGCGGCGCGGCGCGCCCGCGAGCGCAGCCUGGCCGAGCCGCAGUGGGGGCUGCGCGAGGGCCGGGAGGGGGUGCUGGUCGGGUUGCGGGCCGGGGUGGGAGAGGACGGCCUGGUGGUGGAGAUGGAGAUGCGCAGGAAGAGCGGGCGGGCGGUGGCGGAGCGGUUCGUGCUUGUGCAGAGGACCGACGGGAGGGGGCUCGGAGUUGUUGUCAUGGACGAUCAUCCUGCGUUUAGGAAGGCGGUGGGGGGUGGAGAAGGGGAGGGGGAGGAAGAGGGUAUGGUGGCUACGUUCAACUUGAGCUUGACGGAAAAGCAGAGGAAGGAUAGGGAGGGGGUUGUCCUGCCGUAUUUUGAUGCGCAGGUGGAGGUUGGCGGCGGGGAGGGUGGAAGAAUCUUGUACGAGAUGGGGAGGGAGGACGACUUUGACGAGGAGGAAGAUGAGAUCUAA